GCCCGCAGCCCCCCACGAGAGGUGAGCCCGCGCUCUGCCCGCCCUCUGGAGCUGGAGCGCCCGCCGGGACCGCUCCCGAGGCUGCAGCUUUCUGCGUGGCUCUGCAGCUCCUCACUCCGUCUCUGGGCAGAGCUGUCGGUUCUCCCCAGCGCCGGGCAGCUUGGAGCCUACCGGCUGCGGGUGCCUGCCGGGUGUUAGCCCGCCUCAGCCUGGAGAUGCUGCACGGUGGACGGAAGUGUUGGCUUGGAUGUCCGCACCUCUGAAGCUGCUGGGGUGAAGAGCCACAUUCUUUCCCCCCCACUUUGGGAGAGUAGCCGUCUGAUUUAAGAUCCCAUCUUCUCUGCAAAUCACCAGGUUGCAGCUUCACUGAUCGGAAUACACUUCUUCACCAAAGAACAUGGAUGAAAAUGAAAGCAACCAAUCCUUAAUGACAAACAGCCAGUAUCCUAAAGAAGCAGUAAGGAAACGCAGUAAUUCAACACGCAAUUCUGGAGGAAGUGAUUCUUCUAGAUUUUCCAGGAAAAGUUUCAAGUUGGAUUAUAGACUAGAGGAAGAUGUAACUAAGUCAGAGAAAGGAAAGGAUGGGAGAUUUGUGAAUCCAUGGCCGACAUGGAAAAGUCCUUCCAUCACCAAUGUUCUCAGAUGGCUGAUAAUGGAAAAAGAUCACAGCGGGGUUCCAUGUUCCAAAGAGGAACUUGACAAAGAACUCCCAGUGCUGAAGCCAUAUUUUAUUGAUGACCCUGAAGAAGCUGGGGUGACAGAAGCUGGCCUGCGGGUCACAUGGCUGGGGCAUGCCACGGUGAUGGUGGAAAUGGACGAGCUCAUAUUCCUGACAGAUCCGGUCUUCAGCGCGCGAGCUUCACCCUGGCAGCGCAUGGGCCCAAGGCGUUUCCGCCACCCGCCCUGCGCCAUAAGCGAACUGCCCCCCAUUGAUGCUGUGCUCAUCAGUCACAACCACUAUGACCACCUGGACUACAACUCUGUCAUAGCUCUGAAUGAGCGAUUCGGCAACGAGUUGAGAUGGUUUGUGCCUUUGGGUCUCCUCGACUGGAUGCAAAAGUGCGGCUGUGAGAAUGUGAUUGAGCUGGACUGGUGGGAGGAGAACUGUGUCCCCGGACAUGAUAAGGUCACCUUUGUCUUCACACCUGCCCAGCACUGGUGUAAACGGGCUCUACUGGAUGACAACAAGGUUCUGUGGGGCAGCUGGUCUGUCCUGGGGCCUUGGAAUCGAUUUUUUUUCGCAGGAGAUACUGGUUACUGCCCGGCUUUUAAAGAGAUAGGAAGAAGAUUUGGGCCGUUUGACCUUGCAGCUAUUCCCAUUGGAGCUUAUGAACCAAGGUGGUUUAUGAAGUAUCAGCACGUAGACCCAGAAGAAGCUGUAAAGAUUCACACUGAUCUUCAAACCAAGAAGUCUGUGGCAAUUCACUGGGGAACUUUUGCCUUAGCAAAUGAGCAUUACUUGGAACCUCCAGGGAAACUGACUGAAGCUUUAGAGAAAGCUGGGCUUAAGACUGAAGACUUUUUUGUUUUAAAGCAUGGAGAAUCAAGAUACCUAAAUACUGAUGAAGCCUUUGAAUAAUAAUGAGUAGCUUUUAAUGGAAAAAAGCAUUGCCUGAUACAAAUCUUUACAUUUGGAAACAACUUCUGCAAGUUUGUAUUUUUACGUUUUGUGUAAUAAUGUGCUUACCUGAUUGCCAGCUCAAAAAAAAAAAAAAAUUCAGGUAUGGGUCAUUUAAAUCAGUUGGCUAAUAGGGAUUUUGAAUCUUCUCAGUGGUAUAAAAUUGCAAUGGAAUUUUUUUUAAACAAAUGCAUCAUUCUGAGGUCAUGUAGGACUGACCUUAAAGACUCAUUUCUUUACUUUAAGGGCCUUCUACAAUGUGACUCAAGGCUGUCAGCCUAUCUAGAUUUCUUCAUAGGCCUGCACAUAUAAGCGUAGUUCUUACACAUUAAGUGAUAAAGUUUAUUCUCAUGCUGAGAGUAGUUCUUACUCUAUUAAGAUUAGCUUAUAUGCCAAAUGUUAAGCAAUUUUUUUUUAGCAUAAAAACAUAGGAAUAGUUUGGGCUAAGUUAACCUUUUAAGAAAUUUUUUUGAAAUGAGGAAGCAGUAUACUUUCUGUUGCAGAAAUGGCCAAAUCAAAGGGCCUGUGAGUGGGCAAAGAAUGUUUGUAUGCAAACAUGACUUAGGAAAUUUCUAUUUAUAAUCCAAGAAAUCAAAUCUACUAAGUACAAAAACAGCUGCAAGAGAAGACUUUUCAAAGAUAAAUGCAGAUCUUAGUGCUAAAAGACAUAUACUUUGAAUUAUUCUCUUCAUUUUGUUUUAAUACACUCAUUUCAGUGAGAUUUAUAAUAUUAUACCAGUGUAGAAUAAUGGCAAAGAUGGUGAAUCUGAGAAUCAGCUGACUGGAGUUUUAAGUUCUACAAGGGCUUUCCUACAUGAGAGCUGUGGGAGAGGCCCAUUCACUCUUCCUGCUCCAUCAAAAUAGGCAGAUUUUCUAUCUAAUUGCUACCCUGACAGUGCUCCAUGAUUUAACAUGCCAUGUUAGCCACUAAUCUGCAUCUGAAAUAGAUUACCUGUACCUUACGUAUGCUCACUGUGCCUCCGUUUCCUCAUGAGCAACAAGAGGAUAAUUCUGACCUACCUCCAAAAAUGUGAUUGUGAUGACUAAAGAAAAAAUAAUUGAAAGUGUGAGGAGAAACAUUUCAAGUAGGCUGCCUAAGAGGCAGCAUUGAAAGCUGAAAAUAGGCGAAAUGCUUUUGAUAAUGUGUAGCAGAUUUAAGUAUAAGGAUAUGAAACAGUGAGGACAAUUUUUAUCUGUUUCAUAAAUUUGGAAAGCAGUAGUCAAAAUAAACGUGAAAUAAAAAUUUUUAUAAAGAUCAAUUUUAUUUACAUCUAAAAAGAUGCAAAUCAGUCAAGGGAAAAUGUAUGACUAAAUGCACAAAAAAUUCUGAAUAAGCAUAAAUUUUUUCACUCCAAAGAAACAUUUAGCUAGACUGUCUAAUCAGAAUGUUAUAUAGUGUGGGGUGUGUUGCUCUGAUUCUGGCCAAAGUUUUUGUCACUUCCUUGCUGUUGCACACUGCAUUGAAAUGUCCUCUUUCUUACCUGUGCUUUACUAAAAAGUAAGCCAGAUAUCUUGUUUUUCUUUUCCAUGAAUAGCCUUAACAUUUUUGUAUUCACAUGUACUGUUUAGCCAAAAGUCUCCAAGCACUUUAAAUUAUGUUCUAGCUCCACUCAAUUAGGCCUGUCUGACCAGGAGAAAUCCUAUCUAAUGAAAGCUAAGCAAUGGCAUGACCUAUAUAUACUGACACUGAUAAAGAUCAGUGUGACUUUUCACUGUAUUUCUCUCAGUAGUUAAAAAUUACUCCUUUCACUACAUUCUGACAUUUCAUCUCAUAUCCAGGAAAUGAGAUUAUCUAUUCAAACUAACAGUUUUAGAAUUUAAUACUGCUGAAAAAGCACUAAGAAACCAAAUCAUGGUUUUGAAUGUGUAUAUUUUGAACACAUUUUCAUUAAAGAGGCAAAUUUAAGGAAAAGAAAAACUUGUAAAGAAAUGUGCCUUUCAGGGAAUUAAUACUUAUGUGUCCAUUAUGAAUUAAAAGUAUUAUUCUUAAUCACUGCAUGUAUAUUACUAGUGUGGUCAUUUGAAUUGCCAUAUUCGCCAUGCACUGAAUUUUUUUUCUAUUGUAAAUCUUCCAAGUAUCACUUCUGUAUCAGGAUAACCUGAGAAUAUCCAUUUCUCUUAGAUAUUUUCUGACUUCCUAUGGAAACCAUGUAUGUAUAAAUGAAAUUUAAAGCUUCUGUUUGCAUACCUAUUUAAAAUUAAGCAUGGUGAUGAUAUGAACUUGACAGUCAUAAAGACCUUGCUGGAAUAUCAGUAUUGUCUUAGUAGUUUUUGUGGAGUAAGAUACUAGUUUUAAAAAAUGGCUGAGAGAUUUUCAUAUUUUGUGACUGAUAAAAGUACUAUAUCAAUUUAGAGGAAAAAAGUACUGUAUCAAUUUAGAGGAAAAAACUUAAUUUGUGAUUUCCCCUCUAAUUAUAAAAAUUUAAACUGUAAAAUAAGGUGUAUAUAGAAGUGAUUCUAGAAAUUCAUCAUAUGGGCAUAAAUAUUUAUUUAAAAAGCCACAAAA
Condylura cristata (star-nosed mole) is the source of this 4124-nucleotide messenger RNA. It is a transcript of the gene NAPEPLD, whose product is annotated as N-acyl phosphatidylethanolamine phospholipase D. Gene Ontology annotation, cellular component: cytoplasm; membrane-bounded organelle. The transcript is spliced from 5 exons. The record is from RefSeq and is a predicted model, not a curated record. The coding region runs from base 398 to 1579 and encodes 393 amino acids. Gene Ontology annotation, molecular function: zinc ion binding; N-acylphosphatidylethanolamine-specific phospholipase D activity. Lineage: Eukaryota; Metazoa; Chordata; Mammalia; Eulipotyphla; Talpidae. Gene Ontology annotation, biological process: N-acylethanolamine metabolic process; N-acylphosphatidylethanolamine metabolic process.